This is a messenger RNA of Podospora pseudocomata, 3253 nucleotides long. RefSeq lists its product as uncharacterized. The record is from RefSeq and is a predicted model, not a curated record. NCBI's taxonomy places the organism in Eukaryota, Fungi, Ascomycota, Sordariomycetes, Sordariales, Podosporaceae. Bases 1280 to 3253 code for a protein of 657 amino acids. The transcript is spliced from 5 exons.
UUGCAGUUGAGGGCACAACAUAUGUAAGUAAUAUGUGCGUCUCACCGACGGGAAGAGCGAUAAACAACAGACCGACAGGAGCAACUUUAUAAGAGAAAGAUGCUGCAGGGUAUCUAUAUGAGCGCCGGCUAUUGCAGACAAUGUACAGCAUCUGUCCCCGUUUAUCCCAAGGACCGCCAGGGUCCGAAACCACGACAGCUCUUGACAUUCAGGCGUAUCUGGAAGGGGGCAACCCGGUUGUUUCUCUGCAGAGAUCAGCCAUCUUACAGCAGAUGAUGUCCUCGAGGCACAGACCGCAACCCUACCACCCUCCGUGCCCCCUCCCUCCAGAGUCAGAGAUCAAGAAAGAUGUGGUGACACACAGGUUGUCGAUCUUGGUCAAUUUGAUGGGCCACUUGGGGAUUCCAUUUUCACCGAAGCCCGGCGAUAGACCACCCUAACCCAUUUCUCUCUAGCAGUCCCGCUCUCAUUGAUCCAGAGGUGGGGCUCCACAUUCUCCCACGAUUAGCGACUGCACAGGGGGUGCUCGAACGGGAAAAAGAAGGGGCACGAGGCACCUGAUGGAUGUAUACUGCCACUUGUUGAUCUGUCACACUCACUUCACUCCCCUCAGCCCUUUGCAGAGGAAUGCUGCCCCGUUUCACUUUGCCAAAGAAAAACAUUCCUGUCUCCUGGUCAGAACCGCCGGGCAAUUGGAAAUUGGUCCAAUGGGGUCAAACCAAGGGCAUCCUGGUCGACCUGGUGAACCUGGUCAGAGUCGCAGGCUAGCCAUCCCAACCCCUGGGUACCUGCUGGCUGCUGCUGCUUCCCCCCCCCCUCUCCAGACACUCCUGGUUUGCACGGUUCGUCCCUUGCUUGACCUCGUCCAACCCUGACCCGACUGGCCUCCUCGGAGGUGAUAUCGUCUCUUCCUGAAGAACAGACAGAAAUCCUUCAUCUUCUUCUUCUCUUGCCCUUCUGCCUUCUGUUCCCCACUGCUUCUCCUUGUCGUUUGCUGCCGGCUACCAGGCUGUUUGUUUGAGGUGGUGUCGGUUGCUGUUCGUUUGGAAUAGACCCCCUUGCAGCGAUCGCUUCCAGGUUCGAGCUGGUACCGGGGAGCCAGAAGACGAAGAAAGCGGAACCGUGGACUGCCAGUUCGCCUUUUUUUCUUUUCACGAUGCGCGCUAUCUUUAAUGCUUAAUACCUUCUCCCGAUUGUCACGAUCGUCUUUGGUUCUGAUACGACAAUCGCACCGACAACAACAACCUCGCCCUUGGCCUGUCUCGACAACUGCGGCAAGAUGGAGGGAUACUUGAGCGUGCCCCCGGAUAGGGGCACGAUCAUUGGGAGGGCGUUGUGGAAGCCUCGAUAUCUGGUUGUGGGUGGCCCCCAGCGGGACCGGACGGCCGGUAUCAUGCGCGCGCCGUCCAACAGGAGCUCGGCUCCCAGGGAGCUGUUCAGAGUUCCAUCCGAAGGCAUCUAUCUGUCGAUCUACAAGUCCAAAGACGACCAAGAACCUUCACAGCAGUACUCAAUCAACAGCAUCACCGACUGUCAGGUGCAGAUGAUGGCCCAUCGUAAACAAGGACCUGUCCUCCCGACUCUGGUCAUCAACAUUAUUCCAGACCCGAUUGCGGACAAGCUGCGGAAGCGACGCUCAAGUCGUACGGCUGGCUUCACGUCCAACAAGGACACAGGACCGGCACAGCUGUUGUUCCGUACCCUGGAUGAGCAACAGCUACAGCAACAGCAGCAGCAGCAGCAGCAGCAGCCCAGACACAAUCUCCAGGACUGGUCUCGCUUCAUCCAGCAGCUCAUUCAGCCCAAUAUGCCGCCAGGCAGAGCGCCCCUGAGCCCGGUCACGCCCGCUUCGCCAACAUUUGUCAACCCUUUUACCCGUCCAAGGGAAUUAAGCGACAGCCAGAGGCCAGGCAGCGGGAAUGCUGGACCGCGACCCGGAUUCACCAGGGGCCACACGACGCACUCUGGGCGCGACCGCCCUGUGACUUUCUCGGAUUCUCCAAGUCUGCGAUCCAAGCGAAGUGAUCUUUCGUCGGCCACGAGCUCGAUUCAGACGCACCAUAUGGCUUUCCAGAAUUACACCACUAUGCUCCCGGCCGACCUCCCGUCCCCGGCCACCACCGUUGGCGAGUACCAGGGCGAGUUUAUCGAGGGGUGGACUUCGGCACAAGGGCGGUCCUCGGCUCUCAGCUCACCGGUGAGGGAACGGGGGAGUGUCAGUUCGGGCCCAACACCACUUGCGCCCAUUAUGGAUGCCGGUACAUCGCCUCCAGGGCCACGGGAAACCAUUCUGGACCGUGCUUUCCAAAUGCGGCGCAUUCCCGGCUCGGAACGUGAAGUUCCUGGCGAGGAGAAACUGACUUCAUUGGCCCGAUUUGAUGCUCUUAUGCGAGACAUGGAUGACAAAAGGAGGCAGCGAGAAGCUGAGGAUGCCAGGCGGAAGGCAGAGACAGCCGCCGCGGCUUCAGCGUCAGUUUCAGCCCUGGACGAACAAACUGGGCUGAAAAGCGCUUGGGACUUGGAUGAUGAUUCCUCGGAAUAUGACGACGAUGAUGAUGACGAUAGCGAUGGGGCAUUUGAUGAGGCGGAUUUGGACGGUGACCGGUUUUCAUCCCACCACAGUUCGGCUCAGCGGGCCUUGAAUUACAUUUCUGGACGACCAGACCUACGAGACCGACCUCACCCGCCACCAAGAACUCACUCGAUCAAGACCCCGCUUAGCUAUAACCAUGAGGCUCUAAUGGCAUUGUCAUCGAGUAGCGGUGUUCGACCCCAGACAGGCUACUCUGGCAACCGGACGAGGCCAGGCAUGUCUCAAAGAACACACUCCCAACCACAGCUGGCGACCAUCAUUGCCUCUUCUCCCUCAACGGCGCUGGCCGAGGAUUCACUGUCCAACCUCGGCCCCGGCUCGCCCCCUCCUCUGCAACGAAGCCAGACGGAAAAGCGGCAAUCCAACUCGAGCGCCAAACGCCUGAGCUUUAGCGAGUUCACCAAGAGGCUGAGCAGCACGAGCAGCUUGUUACUGGUCCAGACCAACACAAGCAACACCAGCAGCCGGGGGAGCAACGGCGAAGCGGCCGAUCCUCCCAUGCCGCAAUCACCACCUCAGAGUCUUCACCACCUCCAUCCCCGGGCUGCUCCACCAGCACCCCUGCCACCGCAGUCGCCAACUUCGAUGAGCGAGCGUGAUCGCUGCGGAUGGCGCGGCAGCGUCGGUGUCUUCGGUGCUGGCGAGGGGGGGUUUCUCUAA